Molecule: messenger RNA, 558 nt
Organism: Penicillium daleae
Lineage: Eukaryota; Fungi; Ascomycota; Eurotiomycetes; Eurotiales; Aspergillaceae
Exons: 2
Coding region: 1-558 (185 amino acids)
Source: RefSeq, a predicted model, not a curated record
AUGAAGUUCACCGGCCUCACUGCCAUGGGUUUGAUGGGCUGCGCCCUCGCCCUACCCCACGGCCCUCAUCAUAUUGGCCCUCAACCAUCCGACCAACCCACGCCUUCGGGUCCUCCUCCCCCACCACCCAGCGCCAGCGACUUCGAUAAGCGUCAUGGCUUCGAGCGCCGCCAGGACUUUGGAAUCCCUACUGGCCUGCCUUUCUCUAUUCCCUCUGGUUUCCCUACCAGUCUUCCCUCUGGACUCCCCGGGUUUGGUGGCUUUGGUGAAAUCGGCAAGCGUCAGUUUGCUCAGCCUAGCGGCCUGGCUCCCUCUGGCCUUAUGACUUCUGGUCCAGCCCCUUCUGUUACUCAUACGGGCUUCUCUCAGCCUAGUGGUAGCUUCCCCAAUGCCUCUGGUGUUCCUGUUGGGUUCCCUCCAUCGGGGGAUUCUUUUAACGAGCGUGGUCUGCCUCCUUUCCCCGAGCCCAGUGGCCCUGUUCCAUCGGGACCUGCUCCCUCGGGCCCACCUCCCUCUGGCUCUGCUCCGGCAGGCCCUGUCCCAACUGCUCGUGUUUAA